AUGUCAUUAGUAAAGCAUCCAGAAGAUGCAAGGUUGCAAGGUUACAGGUGGGCGAAAGAAGCUGCUUCAAACAAAACAGGAGGCAAACUUAGACUAAAAACCUAUAAAACAGCCAAAAGGAAUCCUGCCUAUUUGACCAGCUUGCAUAGGCAUCUUUCAUGGAUUAGGGCAUUACCCAGUCAAGCCCAGUUAAAGAGUAGAACAAAUGCCAAAGGUCAGCUGCUGCAGGACAGUCAUGACACCUUCUUCAGCCAGCAUAAUCUGAGUAUGAGAAGUUUUAUUAUAUCCCUGUCCAAGAAUGUUCUCAUCAACUAUAUUUCAUCACCUGAGGUGAAUUUCCUCAGAAGUAUUGUGGCACGAUUCAAUCCACGAGUUACAAAACUCGUUUUCCGGUUUAUCGGACAGGAUGAUGUUGAGCCUUCAACAAAUCAAACAUAUGGUUCUUUAUUGAAGAACCUCACAUUUAUCAAAACCUUUGCCUCUGGAAUUCUUGUUCCCAAAUCUUAUAUCUGGCCGGUGGACAACUCACUCUACUUACAACCAUAUACGUCGCUUGUCUUAGAUGCUCAUAAAGAAGGUCUUCAGAUUUUUGCAUCGGAGUUCGCAAAUGAUGUACCUUUUUCUUACAAUUAUAGCUAUGAUCCCGCAGCUGUGAAAUGUAUUUGUCCUUUUUUAGUUGACAAUGGCGAAUAUCUCUGUGGAUGGAUUAAAAAUCAUCAGAAUGCUGUUUGCAAAUAUCUUAUUGUGCCCUUGGACACACUGAAAAUUGGUCUUGAAGCCACUUCGGGCAUCUUAGUCGUCUUAAAGAUGACAUUCUCUUUCUACCGUGAUACUCAUCAUUAUUCUUAUAAUUUGUGUAAUAUUGCAGAUUGCUUCACUCAUUUGGAUAAGAAUGAUAAACUUCAAGCAAAGCUUCUGAUUAUCACAUCUGAAGGAGCAAGUGGAGACUACCCGGGUUGUACCAAUUUGGCAUAUACAAAAGCUGCUUCAGAUGGUGCAGAUGUUCUCGACUGUCCUGUUCAAAUGGCAAAGGAUGGAAUACCCUUCUGCCUGGGUUCAAUUAAUUUGAUAGAUAAGACUUCAGUUUCUCAAUCGCCAUUCAGCAAUAUUGCUAGUACUGUGCCAGAGCUUAACAUAACUAAUGGAAUAGUCACCUUUAACCUUACUUGGGAUGAGAUUAAGAGCCUGAAACCGUCAAUAUCAAACCCAUGGUCAGAGUUUAGAUUGUACCGAAAUCCAAAAGCCAGAAAUGAUGGAAAGUUUGUGUCAUUGGUGGAUUUCUUGACAUAUGCAGAAAAUGCCACAACUGUAUCUGGUGUCAUGAUCAGCAUAGAGAAUGCAGCUUACCUGGCAAAUCAGGGAUUUGGUGUAACUGCUGCUGUGCGUGAAGCCUUAAGGAAUGCCGGUUAUAAUAAUCAGACAGCAAAGAAAGUUAUGAUCCAAUCAAAAGACAGUUCAGUCCUGAAAGAAUUUAAGAAAAGCCGCUAUGAACUUGUUUACAGGGUUGCUGAUGAUAUCAGGGAUAUUGAGAGCUCAACUAUAUCCGAGAUCAAGAACUUUGCUAGUUCUGUGAUUUUAACCAAGAAAUCUGUUUUCCCAAGUGAGAGAAAAUUUGUCAGUGGGCAAACAGAUGUGGUGCAGAAGCUGCAGUCAUCAAAUCUCCCAGCAUACGUUCAAGGCUUUAACAAUGAGUUUGUGUCUCAAGCAUGGGAUUUUUUCUCAGAUUCAUCUGUAGAGAUAAACAACUAUAUUGCUGGAGCUGGCAUUGAUGGUGUUAUAACAGAUUUCCCAGGCACAGCUGCUAGAUACAGAAGGAACCGUUGUUUGGGUUACAAAGACCCACCAAUGUAUCUUAGCCCUGUUGAACCCGGAGGUCUCCUACAAAUCAUGGCUCGUCAGUUAUUGCCACCAGCUGAAGCUCCCAACCCAAUACUUUCCGAAAGUGAUGUGGUCGAGCCACCUCUACCUCCUGUUGCAAAGAUAACCCCUACUGCGGGCAAUGAGUCUACAGCUGAUGCAGCUCCCACCUCUCCAAUCAGUCAAUCGACAGUUGUGGCUGGCGUUUUGACAUGCUGCCUUGCCAUUCUUCUUGAUAUUGUCAUCUUUUGAUCUGAGACUUGUUUGAGGCAUCCUAGAGAUGAAGCUAUGGAGAGAAAUUAGAUUAUCUUGAAAGGAAUAGAAUCAGAAACUGUAUUAUUGUAUUUACUAUCUCAGUACAACAAGUAUUAUAUACAUUGUUAAUAUCCUAACUAACUUCUAACUGCCUAACUAAUAACGUUAACUCA
This is a messenger RNA of Lycium ferocissimum, 2285 nucleotides long. Its product is annotated as glycerophosphodiester phosphodiesterase GDPDL4-like. Gene Ontology annotation, molecular function: glycerophosphodiester phosphodiesterase activity. The transcript is spliced from 9 exons. Gene Ontology annotation, biological process: lipid metabolic process. NCBI's taxonomy places the organism in Eukaryota, Viridiplantae, Streptophyta, Magnoliopsida, Solanales, Solanaceae. Bases 1 to 2109 code for a protein of 702 amino acids. The record is from RefSeq and is a predicted model, not a curated record.